CACGCUUCGAAGACGUCAAAAUCGCUGGAGCAGUCGCUCAAAAUCUGUGUUAAUGGUUACUUUGCUGUAAUCAACAGACAUGGCCAAAGAUCCAAUGAGUAGCCAGGGCCUUUCGGCUCUUAUCGCAGCGAUUGAACAAGAAACAACAGGAAAUAAUAAAAAGCUGGAAAUCCUGUUUAGUUCUCCGGGUAACUUUAAUGCCUCACAGGCUGCCCAAGUGAUCCAUCAGUUUGCUUCACCACCUGACAAAGUGCAGGCUAUAAAGAUCAUGGAACCAAGAUUAGUGCGUAUGACGUGCCAGGAAGCAAGGGAGAUAAUCAAUGCAAUAAGUGUUUCCUGUGACAAAUUAACUGCCCUUCAUUGUGUGAAAAGGGUUCUUUCUGACAGCCAGACAAAACUGGGCGAGGAAUACAUCCUCAGUUGUUUCCCUUUCCAGAUGGAUAAAUACAAUGCUCGUAAUAUACUGUAUACUGUUCAAUCUCGCGUGGGUGAUAAAAUGGCGGCUGGUGGUCACCAAGGUUACGCAGCAUUAGGCGGUCUGUACACACAGUGUCGACCCCUGGAGCCCCACCUGUAUGGGAGUCUGGCAGAACAAGAAUCCAGGGCACCUGGCCAUGGCAACAUUGAAAUGCCGAUAACAGCCAAUGCAGGAGUGAUACCGUCUGUGUAUACUGGCCAUCCAUCCUAUGCAUACCCUCCUGACAGAACCUAUGAACAGGACCGUGAGUACCCGGGUAACACCACAUUCCUAUCGGCAGGACCAUAUCCAGCGGGGGCCCCACCAUUAGGGCAUCACAGUGGGGCACCAGCACCCACAGGAUUCCCACGGUUACCCACUGAAGCCAUGGGGUACCAGUAACCAUCUGACAUUAAAUUACCAUUUUAUUAUGCCCCAAACUUAACUUCAUUUGGAUUCGUAAUGUACAAAUUUGAUGUCGUUCAGAUAUAUAUAUAUAUA
Liolophura sinensis is the source of this 958-nucleotide messenger RNA. RefSeq lists its product as uncharacterized. NCBI's taxonomy places the organism in Eukaryota, Metazoa, Mollusca, Polyplacophora, Chitonida, Chitonidae. The coding region runs from base 80 to 859 and encodes 259 amino acids. The record is from RefSeq and is a predicted model, not a curated record. The transcript has 7 exons.